GCAGCACACAUCUCAGACCCAGUAAGACCAAGAGUCAACCUCCUUCACAUCCAUCGUUUUUCUGGAAUCUCAUCAUGGACAUCCCCAUCCAGUAUCCCUGGUACCGCCGUGCCUUCCCACAUCGACUCUCUGACAUGUCCUUGGCAGAACCUCUCACUGAUUGGCCACUUAUCUGGCCUUUCUCCUGGUCCUUCCCCUGGAUGCGCCCUUCAUUCAUGCGCUGGUUCAACUGGCCCGACAAUGGACACAGUGAGAUGCGCAUGGAAAAAGAUCGCUACGUCAUUUAUCUGGAUGUGAAGCAUUUCUCACCCGAUGAGCUGUCUGUCAAUGUCAGUGACGAGUUCAUCACAAUACACGGCAAACAUGAAGAAAGACAGGACGACCAUGGCUUUGUGUCAAGAGAGUUUCUGAGGAAGUACAAGCUUCCCCCCACCGUGUCGUGUGCUGAAGUCACCUCCAGUCUGUCAUCGGAUGGUGUGCUGACAAUCACAGCACCUCGGUCAACUCUUGGCCCAGAGCGCAGCAUUCCCAUAGCCAGUGAAGAUGGAACAGCGAAACAGAAAAUCUAGAGCAGAAUCUGAUCCCGCUGACCCUGUUUCACUACUAACCUAAACUACUGCCUGUUUUUAUAUUUAACCUGUUACAGUUCAGUACAUGCUGUUUCAGAAGAGCAUGCAUACAAUAUCUAGACAUCUACAAGGGCAAGUGCCUUCUAAUAAACCAGUAUCUAACUCCUAACUCACUAUUACUCGUAUAUUUCUGAAAGACAAUGGUGCUUUAAAUUCACAGACUAAUAUGUCUAACAGUGCAGGAUAAUAAGCUCCUAAGAGUCACAAAUCUGCAAAACUACUCCUAAAACCAUACCUCUGUGCCAAAGAUAUUUGCCACCACCGUGUAUGUGAAAGGCAUGUUUAAGGUAUAAUCAUAUUUUGAAUUUGAGUCAUUUACUUUCCAAUCAGCAGUCAUUUGAAUGUUAUAUAAUAUCUGUACUGGCCCCUGUAAGUGACAAAAUUGUGAGCCGUUGUUAAUUGAACAUGUUGGGUACUUUUAAUCACAAACUAGCUUGCAGCAGAUAUUUGUUUUAGAGGUAAAGACUUAUCCUCAAAAUUGCCCUCCUAAGGUGAUACCAGACAAAAAAAUGUUAACAUUGUUGUAUCUACAGUACACAGUACUGUCUGGGUGGGUAUGAAUAAGAUGACAGCUGUGCUUUGUUUACGUGUUGGAUGGUGUUGGUUCCUGUAUGUAUUCGGAGGAGGGAGUUCUCUGGAGGCAUAUGCAGUCAUUUUUAGUUGUGUGUUCACAAAAAGCUACCGAAGGACUUGGGACCAGGUGUGUGAGGGUGAAUGAGCAGGGGGAGGGGGAGGAGUGGAUAAGGAGAGAACUCAUGUUUGGAGACGGACAGCUUUUAUAUCACUGGGCUCCUUUCCACUGGGGAGCAUGGCCUCUGAGCUGCUAUGGAAAGUGUGUAUGCGUGUUUGUGUGUGUGUGUGAGAGAGAGCGAGAGAGAGAGAGUUUCAUAAGAGAAUUAGUACACAUGUGCUUGUAGAUGCAAGAUUACAGCUCUAUUAUUCUUUCAUAUUGGUAACAACCCCCUGGCAUAUUAACACAGAA
Thunnus maccoyii (southern bluefin tuna) is the source of this 1611-nucleotide messenger RNA. RefSeq names its product alpha-crystallin B chain-like. The coding region runs from base 75 to 569 and encodes 164 amino acids. The record is from RefSeq and is a predicted model, not a curated record. The transcript is spliced from 3 exons. NCBI's taxonomy places the organism in Eukaryota, Metazoa, Chordata, Actinopteri, Scombriformes, Scombridae. Gene Ontology annotation, molecular function: protein folding chaperone. Gene Ontology annotation, biological process: response to heat; protein refolding.